AGAGAGAGAGAGAGAGAGAGAGAGAGAGAGAGAGAGAGGACAGCAGAGUCCGUGGAGGAGAGAAGGAGGACAGCUCGGAGGCAGAAGGCAGGAGGAGCUCCCUGCAGUCAGGAGGAUGCCGCUCUCACACGCGGACCGUCUCUGAUCCGGACCACCUCGUUACCCGUCGGCUCUAUCUGACCGACUGACCGCAGACCAGCCCCCCGCAGACAGGAGCCCGUCCUCCGCUCAGCUCCCAGCCCCUCUCCUCUGGACCGGCUGCUGUCGCCAUGCCACCGGCCGCCUGCUCGCUCGGGCACCGGCUCCGCGACACCCUGCCCGCGGUGCUGUGGAUCGGGCUGCUGUGGAGCAGCAGCGUCUCGGCAGCAGAUAAAGAAGUUCCCACAGCUGUCCCCUUCACCCCAUCCCCUGUGGUGACACCAAGGAGCACAAAGGAAAGCAGCCCCAAAGCCAAAAGCUCCAGUGCCGUGGCCGGAGGUUUUCUGCAUUCAGUACUUGCCCAAAACGGACGACUUGUCUCCCAGAAAGGGGAGAUCCUCCCCUCUGCCCUGCCAAAGAACCUGCUCCCCCUUCUGGGCAGAGGACUCAGCAUCAGCUCCCUCCCUGGAAGUCACUCCCUGGAGCAUCAGAGCGGGGGAUUACUAAGGAGGGUAAAACCCCCACCAUCAGCUGCAGUGUCAGGCCAAGGCAGCGAUCCAACCCGGCCUGCUCCUACAGACACACACUCCCCUCUGCCUCACACACAGACACACACUCCUGAUGAAGAAGCUGAGAUCACCACUGUGGCCACGACGGUGGGCGAGGACACUGAGGAUGUGGACACUGAUACAGGGACACUUUCAUCAGCUGUGCAGAGCUGCGCGGUGAAUUUGUCAGACCCGGAGGGAUACAUAGACUCCUUGGAUGACCCCCCUCUGCCUGAUGGUACCUUCUUACACUGCACCUACACUGUGACCGUGUACACCGGCUAUGGAGUGGAGCUGCAGGUGAAGAGUGUGAAUCUGUCGGAGGGUGAGCAGCUCUCUAUCAGGGGUGUAGAUGAACGAGGGUCCCUGCUGGUCCUGGCCAAUCAGACGCUGCUGGUCGAAGGUCAGGUGAUCCGCAGUCCCACCAACACUCUGUCCGUCUACUACCGCUCUGGGCCGGAGGGAAGCAUGGGCAUCUUCCAGCUGCACUAUCAGAUCUUCAGGCUGGGCUGUUCCCUGCCAAAGAGGCCUCAUUUUGGGGAGGUGUCUGUGCUGGACUUGCUCCCUGGAGGCAAUGCCCGUUUUCACUGCCAUAUGGGGUACCACCUGCAGGGGGAGGCGCUGCUCACCUGCCUCAAUGCCUCCCUGCCCGUGUGGAGCGGCAAGGAACCCAGCUGCAGAGCUCUUUGUGGAGGGACAGUGAAGAACGCCACAGUGGGGAGGGUAUUGUCCCCUUCUCCCCACCAUGGGCCAAACGCCACCCAGGACUGUUCCUGCUCCUGGUCCCUGGAGGCACCUAAGGGCCAGAGGCUGCACCUGCACCUCGAGAGACUGGCCUUGGGAUCCACUGACAGGCUGGUGUUGUGGAGCGGGCUGGACGCCGGCUCUGUGGUGCUGUUCGAUUCCGGGCGCGGUGGACAGAUACCCUUUGAAGGAGUGAUCAGUGAGGGUCCAGCUGUGAGGAUCCAGUUCAUCACUGAUCAGCCUAACCACAACACAGGAUUCAACAUCCGCUAUGAAGCUUUUGAGCGUGGCCACUGCUAUGAGCCGUACCUCCAGAAUGGAAACUUCACCACCUCUGACCCUUUGUACGGGGUCGGAGCUGUGGUUCAGUUUACGUGUGACCCAGGCCACUCGCUGGAACAAGGGCCCCCUGUUAUCGAGUGCAUCAGUGCGAGGGAUCCGUACUGGAAUGACACAGAGCCACUAUGCAAAGCACAGUGUGGAGGAGACCUGACUGGUCCAGGAGGCGUGAUUCUGUCUCCAAACUGGCCAGAGUGGUACGGAGAGGGGGAGGACUGCAGCUGGAGGAUACAUGUCGGGGAGGACAAACGGGUGCUGCUUGAUGUACAACUACUUAACAUCAGCGACAGUGACAUGUUGACAAUCACUGACGGCGAUGAAGUAACCACACGUAUCCUGGGGCGGUACGAGGGAGGAACCAGCCCCUUCAAGCUCUCCUCCACCACCCCUGACCUUACUGUCACCUUCCACUCCGACCCGGCGGGACUCGUCUUCGGCAAGGGCGAGGGCUUCAUCAUCAACUACAUGGAGGUGUCCCGAAACGACUCCUGUCCAGACCUGCCUGAGAUCCAGAACGGCUGGAAGACAACAUCCCAUGUUGCACUGGUGCGGGGGGCUCACAUCACCUACCAGUGUGACCCUGGUUAUGACCUGGUGGGACGGGAGACCCUCACCUGUCAGCUAGACCUCUCCUGGAGCUCACAGCCCCCGUUCUGUGAAAAGAUCAUGUACUGCUCAGAUCCUGGCCAUGUGGAGCACUCCACCAGGUCUCUGUCAGAUCCUAAACUCCUGGUGGGAACAACCAUUCAGUACAGCUGCAAUCCUGGCUUCAUCCUACAGGGCGGCGCCACCAUUACUUGCUAUGGCCGUGAGCCGGGGACUCCUGUGUGGACGUCUCGACUCCCUCACUGUGUCUCUGAGGAUUCCGUUUCCUGUGAAAAUCCUGGUCUCCCUGACAACGGCUACCAGAUCCUGUCCAAGAGGCUCUACCUGCCCGGCGAGUCGCUCACCUUUGUCUGUUACCAAGGUUACGAGCUCAUUGGAGAAGUUGCAAUUAAAUGCAUCCUGGGAAACCCGUCCUUCUGGAGCGGCCCACUUCCUCUCUGCAGGGCCAACCAUGACUGCUUUGGCAACCAUGCUUUGGAAGUUGCAGAGGCGACCGCAGGCUCCACUCUGGAUGGAGGGAACAUUGCACUGGCCGUCUUCAUCCUGGUCCUUCUGUUGUCUGUGCUGCUGGGAGGAGCCUACAUCUAUGUCACACGGUGCAGGUAUCACUCCAACCUAAGGCUGCCUCUUAUCUACCCGCACCCUUACCGACAGAUCACUGUAGAGACAGAAUUUGACAACCCGCUCUAUGAGACAGGAGGGCAGGACACUCGUGAAUAUGAAGUGUCGAUAUGAGAAGCCUCACAAAAGACAUUUCUGACCCAAGACCGACCGCCUCGUCCUAACUCCUCAUCCUCUCCUCCCUCCUUCUCCGCCCAGGAGGAGGCGAUGUAAAUACAAAUAGAUGAUGUCCAGCCCCUUCUGCCAUGAGAUGCAGUGAUCGAUCCUGCUCUCUCCUCCUUUGACACAAUGGUUUCUGACGACAUGGUGGGUUAUAGGAGGGGAAACGUGAAGCGGGAGAGGAGAUAGACGGGUUAUUGACAAACCCUUGUGCAUCAGUGUUUCAGGGAGAUUAUGGCAGAUGUAGGAUGGAGAGAAAAGACCUAAAGAAAAUCAAAGAACAUCGAACAUGGUGAGGAAAAGGGUGAUGAUGUUUGUGAGAUGGGACAGAAAAGGAGUUAAGGAGGGGAGAAGGGGAAGGAUUCUGGGACAGGACACUGUGUGAGGAAUGUGGACUGAAGGGAUUUAAGCCCUUUUUAGUAUUUUUGUCAAACAUUUCUCACUUGUAAGCAAUUUAGAGAAAGAAUCCUGGAAUAUGUGUCAGACAUGAAGAGUUAAAGUUUCUAAUCCUUAAGACUUUCAUGAAAUCCGACCCCAUUAUUAUUGAGGUUUUAAUCAAAAGGUAGUGAAGGUUUUAGCUACAUUUUAUCGACAAAAAAGGAUGUUAAUGCGUGAUUCCAUACCCUCAACAUCGCUGUUUUCUGUUCACUACUGCAGCUGAGCUGCUAAUGUAGGGAACAUUUCCUAUUGCUUCACAUUACAAACAGUCAAUGGGCCAAACACAGGGUGAAUUUUAUUGUGAAGCAGUCACAGGAGAUGCAUGGUGUGGGACUGUGAUCGUUCAACCAAUUUUCAAUAUUUUUGGCUGGAUUGCUACAGCGAGGGUCAAUGUCUGUGACCGCCUGGUCAAUCUUAGGGAUUGUCAACUUUAAGUGUCUUGGGGAUAAAUCGACAGGAAGAAUGGAUGAGAUGGACUUUAUUUUUAUUUUUUUACAACCACACAGGUGUCACUUUUUCUUACCACAAAAUGACAAUAACAGGGAAGAAGUAAUGGUGAGUGGCUGCCUUGUGUCCCUCCUAAUCAGUCCAACACAGGACGUCUGUCUCCUGUCCCAGAACUCCCUCCUGCCUGCAGUCACCUUCAAGGCUUUUUACUCCAGCCGCUCCACUUCUGACUUUAGCUGUAGUAAAUUGGUAUUUAAAUCUAUGACUUCAGGGGCCAGUGCAGUACUGUUGUCUUAUUUCUCUCAGAUGUAGUUAGAUUGAUGACCUCAGGACUGAACCGGCUGAUGACUAAAAAGGAAAAUUCAAAAAACAAAACAUGCAUUGUUGCAGAUGAGGAGGUUGCCAUGUGAAUAGCGUAGCUGUAGUCAACUGACCGACCUUUGAGUGCAAGCUCAAUCAACCCACCAGAUGAUGUAUUUAUUUUGAUGUACUGUAUAUGUGAUGUUUUAUGCAGAUUGAUAAAUGUACAUUUUCAUUAUGAGAAGACAAAUGUCAACAUUUUCCCUAAAUAAAUGGUAAAACUUGAAUAAAAAGUACAAAACAUUCUUUGUAAAUACUGAGGCCUUCAGAUGAAUUA
Hippoglossus stenolepis (Pacific halibut) is the source of this 4677-nucleotide messenger RNA. RefSeq names its product seizure 6-like protein. The record is from RefSeq and is a predicted model, not a curated record. NCBI's taxonomy places the organism in Eukaryota, Metazoa, Chordata, Actinopteri, Pleuronectiformes, Pleuronectidae. Bases 270 to 3110 code for a protein of 946 amino acids. Gene Ontology annotation, biological process: synapse maturation. Gene Ontology annotation, cellular component: neuronal cell body; endoplasmic reticulum. The transcript is spliced from 17 exons.